AUGGCAGAAUUUGAUUUGAUUAAUAGAGAUCCAAACAACAUAAAUAAUCACCUCAAGGUACAAUUUGAAGAUGUAUUGGCAGAACCAGAGGGGGUUCGCAGUAUUGAUUGCGUUUGGAAACUCUCCUACAAAUGUUUCUCCUGUUGGAAAACUCUUUGUUACAUCAUCAUGACGACAUGCUGUGGAAUAUGCCUGGCAGCAGAGUGGGGAUGUCAAUUUUCUUAUAUCUCCUUUCUGCACAUUUGGUACAUAACUCCAUUCUUCAAGAUUCUGGAACUGAAUUGUGGAUUCCUUCAGAAGCUUUAUGGUCUUUGUAUCCAUUGUUGCCUCGAUCCCAUGUGUGAAGCUUGCGGACUGAUAUUUCACAAGUUCCAGAGAAACUGAGCUUCGUUCCUCUCCA
Saccostrea echinata is the source of this 400-nucleotide messenger RNA. Its product is annotated as caveolin-1-like. Gene Ontology annotation, cellular component: caveola. Lineage: Eukaryota; Metazoa; Mollusca; Bivalvia; Ostreida; Ostreidae. The transcript has 2 exons. Gene Ontology annotation, biological process: caveola assembly. Gene Ontology annotation, molecular function: molecular adaptor activity. The record is from RefSeq and is a predicted model, not a curated record. The coding region runs from base 1 to 384 and encodes 127 amino acids.